AUGUGGAGAAAGUUAUUAAAGUUAAGGGAUGUGGCUCAAGAGUUCUAUCUUAAGGAGGUGGGAAACGGUCGUCAUACUUCUUUCUGGUUUGAUAAGUGGUCGGAUAAAGGGAGGUUGUUCGAUCUUCUGGGUGAUCGUGGUAUGAUUGAUACAGGGGUGAGGAAAGAUUCAACAUUGGAGGAAGCUGUUUGGUGUGUUAGGAGAAGAAAGAAGCACAGAAAUGUAGUGUUAAAUGAAAUUGAAGCUGAGUUAAAUAGGGUGAAGGAGAAGUUGAGACAUAAUGUUGAGGAUGUUAUCAAGUGGAAAGGGAAGUCUGGCUAUAGGGAACGCUUUUCAACGUCUGAAACUUGGUUGAUGAUCAGAGAAGCGCAAAGCUCAUGCUCUUGGGCAAAAGGCGUUUGGUUCUCUAAUGCGACGCCAAAGUUCUCGUUCAUCACCUGGCUGGCGGUGCUAAACAGACUAGCUACUAUGGACAGAAUUUCUAAGUGGAGUCUGGGUGCUGACACAAUUUGUGUACUAUGUAAGAAUGCUGUCGAGACUCGAGAUCACUUAUUCUUCCAAUGUGACUACUCCUCUCAACUUUGGAAGCAGCUCACUCUUGGUAUCUUACGUAAUGCUCAUUCAAACAGCUGGUCUGCAAUCAUACAUCUCUUAUCAGAUAAUUCUAGAGGAGUGAAAAGCACUUUCUGUGUCAGAUACUCUUUUCAAGCAGCCAUUUAUGCAUUGUGGAGGGAGAGAAACAGGCAUGGUGAAAAGCCUAUGGCCAUUGCUACAUUACAGAAGCUGGUGGAUAAGGGGGUUAGGAACAAGCUUAGCUUGCUGCAAUCGCAGAGAAGAAGAGGCAUCGUUGAUGGUCUUCAAUUUUGGUUUGGUUCUAGAGUGUAA
Molecule: messenger RNA, 885 nt
Organism: Brassica napus (rape)
Lineage: Eukaryota; Viridiplantae; Streptophyta; Magnoliopsida; Brassicales; Brassicaceae
Exons: 1
Coding region: 1-885 (294 amino acids)
Source: RefSeq, a predicted model, not a curated record